AUGGAACUGGGAGUCACCACCAAGAUUUCACAGUGGGCAUCAGGACAGAACAUGAGUUGGGAGGCUGCAGGGUAUGAAGUGAUGAAGGGCAAUCGAGGGACAGCAUCUAGGGACAAAGGACGCCACGCACUCGACUGCAAGUUCUGUCGUACCCGGAUCGCGGAACCCCACCAAACACCACAGGAGCCGCGGGCUGACGCAAAAGCAGUGAGGAACUGUGUUACAAGCUCGAGCAGGCACUCUUUUCACACGACCGCGAAGGAGCCCCCGGUGAACGCGGCGAAUCCUUCUUACCCUGUACAGCAGGGGAAGCGGGAAGGGCAGCUUAAGGGGAUUGGUUGA
Molecule: messenger RNA, 342 nt
Organism: Rangifer tarandus platyrhynchus (Svalbard reindeer)
Lineage: Eukaryota; Metazoa; Chordata; Mammalia; Artiodactyla; Cervidae
Source: the annotation of a GenBank genome assembly